Messenger RNA from Mercurialis annua (annual mercury), 839 nucleotides. RefSeq names its product glycine-rich protein 23-like. The transcript has a single exon. The record is from RefSeq and is a predicted model, not a curated record. Bases 175 to 621 code for a protein of 148 amino acids. NCBI's taxonomy places the organism in Eukaryota, Viridiplantae, Streptophyta, Magnoliopsida, Malpighiales, Euphorbiaceae.
CUCGAAAAUUAAAGAAACAGCUAAAAGUCUGAGCUUGUAAUAAACUCCAUUUACUUCUUACAACUGUUCCCCACCUGUCCAUUUGUCUUUAAAAACCCCAUCUCCAUAGCAAACCCUAAAAUAUACCAGAAAGCAACAGAAGAGUGUUUAUCAGACAAGAAAAAGAGAAGAGAAAUGGCGAGGUGGUUUGCUUGUGUUUUGCUAGUAUUAGCAGUAGUAGUGCACACUAGUGCUAGGAAUGUGCCUAGCGUAAACAAUAUGCCUACUAAUACUGAGGGUAAGCCGAGUGAUGCUGGUGUUACUGACCAGAAGAACUUUCUGACCUACGGUGGUGUCGGUGGCUUUGCUGGUCUUGGCGCUAAUGGACUUCCGGUAGGUGGUUUUGGUGGACUUGGUGGUGUCACCGGCCUAGGCGGUGCUGGUGGUGUUGGUGGUGUUGGUGGAACUGGUGGUGUUGGCGACUUGGGUGGUGGUGCUGGUGGUUUGGGAGGUCUUGGCGGUGGUGGCGCUGGUGGGGGUGUUGGUGGCGGUGUUGGUGGUGGCGUUGGUGGUGGAGCUGCCGGUGGAGUUGGGGGUACUGUUGGUGGUGGAAGUGGAACUGGCGUUCUUCCUUUCCCAUGAAACAUUGAUUAAUCGUUUGUCAGUUUAUGAUCUAUUGGUAGUUUAUGCAUGCAUGCAUGGCAGUUAAGUUAGUUUGUUUAAGAGAUUUGUCCACUUUGUUAUUUUUAUUAUGUUCUGUUGUAUCAGGUGUUAUCAGCUGUUAAUUUCUGUCUUUAAUUUAAAUAUUUUGGCUUUAAAAUUUGUUAUGUUUAAAUAUUAAUAGACACUUGUUCUUUUCA